GUCUGUCUACUUUUUCCUGUGUUGUGAGUGAAAAAGUGAUAAAAGGAAAACUGAAAAUUAGGAUACAAAAAUUGUACAGAUAAUGGAAAGUAAAGUUAAUAGUUGACCAGAAAAAACGAAAACAGGGGAAUUCGUAACGUAAUAAAAAUGACCAAAUAUUUACACAGAUUCAAAAUAUCCUGAAGUUUCUAUUUUUAUUUUUGAGUCACACCACUUACUCUGAUGUAAAUAAACUUUCUACUAUGGACGUUAUAUUCCACGAAAAGCAAGAAGGCUCCCUUUGCGCCCAACACUGUCUGAAUUCUCUUCUGCAAGGGCCCUAUUUCACAGCCGUCGAAUUGAGUACGUUGGCCCAAACGUUGGAUGAAGAGGAGAGAAAGAGGAUGGCAGAGUGCGGAGAAGAGAGCGAAGAGUACCACAAAUUCCUGCAGCAACCUUCGGGUAACAUGGACGAUAGCGGUUACUUCUCGGUACAAGUUAUCAGUAGUGCUCUGCAAGUUUGGGGUUUAGAAUUAGUGCCUUAUUCCAGUACUGACGCAAGACUUCUUAGUGAUCCCAGUGACAUGACUGCUUUCAUUUGCAAUUUCAAAGAUCACUGGUUUACUGUUAGAAAGAUAGGUAGACAAUGGUUCAAUCUGAAUUCCCUCUUGUCGAAACCCGAACUGAUAUCCGAUACUUACUUGGUGCUGUUUUUGGCUCAACUCAAAAACGACGGCUAUUCGAUAUUCGCCGUGCUAGGGGAUCUACCGGAAUGUACGGCUGAUGAGAUUUUAAGGAAUCAGCCGGUUUACGCCGUACCGAGACCGGUUUUAAUGAGCAAUUUGUCUACAGAAGAUCCAGAAUUACAGGCAGCUUUACAGUUAAGCCUGGCAAACGAGACGGACUUCUUGCCCAGGGAAACUGAAGAUCCGGAUUUACAGGAGGCUUUGAGGUUGAGUAUGCAGCAAAAUUUCCACAGCAGUCCUGAGGAGGACGACGAAGAGAGCCUGCUGCAAAAAGCCAUUAAUAUGAGUUUGCAAUGUUGAAACAUAUCUAAUUGCAAAUCAUGUUGUUAACUGUGGCUUUAGUUCAAUUUAAAAUAGUUAAAAUUUGUGUAUAAUUUUCAAUAAGUAACAUUGCCACAUAAUUUUACUCAUGAUUGUACCUAUUACACAGUUUAUUUUUCCUGUCCAGUUAUAAGUUUUCUUCACGCUGUUGAGUGGCAGAUGAAACAUAUAGGAAACAAAAUGUACUGUUUGCAGAUUUAUGAUUAUAGUGAUUUAAAAAAAAUGUUGUACAAAGUCAAAUAAUUAAUAAGCACUUUUUGAAUACAGUUGUUUUGUGCCUGCACCACAAAUGUAAAUUUUAUAUGUUAUUUUGUUAGAAAACAUUUUUAAGUUGUUAUUGUAAUUAUUUAUCUUUGUAUUACAUGAGAAUAUUGCAAAACUGUCACUUAAUUUUUUUGUGGAAAAAUUAAUGUAUUGAUAGCCUCAAAAAUUUCAUUGGUUGGAAGAACUUGUGCCAUUUUUAAAUUUAACAGUAUUAUAAUAUCCCAUAUUUUCGAAGAGUUUACCAUUACCAGUUUAUUGAGCUUGAAUUAUAUACUUUGUUUGAUAGCCUUGCAAUAAUUUUGUUUAAUUGCAAUAUUUGUGUAUUUUUUUUGUUUUGUUAAUUCUUGUUAUAAGUUAAUUUAUUCUUUAGGUAUAUUAUCGUACAAAUAAUGCUAUUGCAUAUGGACAAAAAUAUUUUUGCUUAUGCACGAAUUUUCUUUAUUUGUGAAUAACUUUAACAUCUAGUAUUUUCUACGGGGUUUUCUUCCAUAAUAUUCUGGAAAUUUAGAGUGAAAUAAUACUCAAUUUUUCAUAAACUUGAUAGGAAAAGCCCUGUAAAUUUAUCGUUGCAUUUGAUAUUACUUACUUAGUUUUUAAAUAUGUCUGAAGUUUUAAUUUUGAAUACAUUUUUGUUUAUAAUUUUCAGUUUCAAGAAAUUGUGCAUUAUGUUUCGAAAUUUCUAGAUAAUUGACUAAUUUAUUAACA
Molecule: messenger RNA, 2015 nt
Organism: Phyllotreta striolata
Lineage: Eukaryota; Metazoa; Arthropoda; Insecta; Coleoptera; Chrysomelidae
Source: the annotation of a GenBank genome assembly